AUGCGGAAGCAAACCAAACGCGGUAUCUAUGUCGUGCAAGAUACCCGCUCCGGAGGAGUCGGAGUCGUAGCCGUCGUAGUGGGAAUGAGACCAUCCACCGCCGCCACCGCCACCUCCUCCACCGCCACCUCCUCCACCGCCGCGUCCUCGCCCCCCUCUGCCGCCACGUCCACGCCCUCUUCCUCUUCCUCGAGAUAUACCUCUAGCUUGCCCUCCACGGCCGCCACCGCCACCUUCGUUGCCGCUGCUGCCACUACUGCUGCUGCUGUCACCGCCUCCGCCUCCACCGCGGCCUCUUCCCAGGCCACGACCUCUUCCAGGCCCACCGCCUCCUCUCCCACUGAGAUAUCUGACAACGACAGGCCCUCUGACUCUUCGUAA
Molecule: messenger RNA, 381 nt
Organism: Peniophora sp. CBMAI 1063
Lineage: Eukaryota; Fungi; Basidiomycota; Agaricomycetes; Russulales; Peniophoraceae
Source: the annotation of a GenBank genome assembly